Messenger RNA from Protobothrops mucrosquamatus (brown spotted pit viper), 989 nucleotides. RefSeq names its product complement C4-like. The record is from RefSeq and is a predicted model, not a curated record. The coding region runs from base 24 to 809 and encodes 261 amino acids. Gene Ontology annotation, cellular component: extracellular region. NCBI's taxonomy places the organism in Eukaryota, Metazoa, Chordata, Lepidosauria, Squamata, Viperidae. Gene Ontology annotation, biological process: complement activation. Gene Ontology annotation, molecular function: protein binding. The transcript has 8 exons.
AACGGGGGGCUCAUGUUUCCGGCAUGGUCAUCGUUGACAUCAGCCUGUUGAGUGGCUUUCAGCCUGAUGAGAUGGACCUUGCUCAGCUGCAAGAGGUCCCCGACCAAUACAUCAACCACUGGGAGAUUCAAGGACAACAGCUGCUCCUGUAUUUUGACCAGGCCCCAGAAUCCGGUCGUGAGUGUGUCGCUUUCAGGGCCAAACAGGUAGUUUCUGUGGGAAAACUGCAACCAGCCAGCGCUACCGUCUACGACUUCUACGAACCCAGUCAACGUUGCAGCAUCUUCUACGGGGCUCCAAACAAGCCACAGUAUGUCUCCGCGUUGUGCUCAGAUGAUGUCUGCCAGUGUGCUGAAGGUGCCUGCCCACGUCUGAAGCGUACCCUGGAGGAUGCAAUCACAGAAGAGAACCGGAUGAACUUCGCCUGUUACAGUCCCCGUGUGCAAUAUGCGUUCCUGGUUCGAGUGGAGCGUGAGACCCAAGAAAGUGCCUUCCGGGUCUACGAAGUUAAAAUCAAGGAGCCCCUUCAAUUCACUGCAGACUCCAGAAUCGAAACCGGCCAAAUCCGUCGCUUUGUGGUUCGGGCUGCUUGCAAGACCCGCCUGGCUGCAGGCAAAGAAUAUUUGUUGAUGGGACACGACGGGGAAACGCGUGACUCAAAUGAGCGUCCCCAGUACCUGCUGGAUAAAAAUUCCUGGAUAGAAGAGCAACCAGAUCCUCGGCGUUGUAAAGCCACCCAGUAUCGCAACACUUGCCAGGAGCUUCAGUCUUUCACUACCUCCUUUGGUAUCAACGGCUGCCGCAUCUGAGCCAAAUAACCCCUUGCGCCUUUGACUACUCUGACGCACCAGGAACUGCACCUCUUUUAUGGAAUACCCCCUGACUGAAAACCUCCUCUUGAUCGCUGUGUUGUGAGUCACUUAAAGCUUUGUGAUCAGAGGAUCUGAAGACUAAAGAAGAGUGUCAGCAUCAAAGCAUAAUAACAGAGU